GUGGGCUGGUGGAUACUGUGGGCACAGUGGGCUGGGGGCCUAGGGGCCCCGGUGGCCCUAGGGACCCCCAUGGCCAUGGCUGAGCGGCCACGGCCUGGGUGGGCCUCGUAUCACAGCCCUAACACCAACAGCUGCCAGGACCUGGGCAACUCUAUCCUGCUGCUGCUGGGCCUUAUCAUUUGCAUUAACAUUGGCAUCAACAUGCUCUGGCGCAGACUCCGUGGCUUCUUACACCAAGUGUUCCAUGUUAUUUAUGAUAAAGAAGCUUCCAAGUUAUGCUCACCUGGGAAGCAGACCCAGCCCUCGAAGCAUAGCUCUCCAGCAGUCCACCUACGAUGCACCAUGGACCCCGUGAAGAUGACGGUGACCCCCCCACCCACUCGCCGCCGUCGCCGUCGAGGCUCUUCAUCGCGCCGUGCCCACCGCCCAGUGGCCUGGGCCCCUGACACUGACGAUGACAAUGACAAGAAGCCCCCGCAUCAGCACACAGCAGCCUGCUCCCACAACUGGGACUACCCUGAGGAUUGGGAGGGUUUACAGUCUGCCCAGAGGUUCUGGACUCCCUGGGCCCAGGACGCCUUGGAGCCUCCUACCCAGACCAUCCGCUUCCAGCAGACUAUAGAGGGAAGGCCCCUCAAGAGAGAGAUGCAGUCUGACCUGGGCCUAGAGGCCUACGUGUACCCUGUGAAUCCCCCACUCCCCAGCCCUCAGAUCCUGAGCUAUAAGAACAGUGGAGGUGGGGCAGGGGCAGGGGCCCAGGCGGAACAGGAGCAGUGCGCACCAGCCAAACCACCCAUCCUGGGCCCAGCCAAUGUCCCAGACAUCCCCCGGCGCCGCUCCUCAGGGCGCGUAGCCUACGAUGCCAGGGAUGUGAGGCGGCGGCUGCGGGAGCUGACCAGGGAGGUGGAGGCCCUGUCGCACUGUUACCCUCUGGCCUCUGGAUCCAGCACAGCUGAGGGGACAAGAAAGGACUGGGUAUACCGUUUCCUGACAGAGAGUGUUCGAGGAAGCCCCCACCAAAUCCCACUCCAGAUGCCCAGGCAGUACUGCACUUGAGGGGAGACCCUCAUCCCAUGGCUCCACCUCCUCAGAGGUCUGGCUCCUGCCAGAGCCCAGGUUCAUGCUGCAGCUACAGGUGAGGUGUGGUCCCUCUUAAGCCCUGGAAUCUUUGGUGGGGGAUUACUGAGGGUUAGGGUACCCCGGCCCUCACAGUUCCCCUGUCAGAACCCAAAGCUCCUGUACCCUCGAGCAGGCUUGGAGCAGUGAUAAAAUACAGAGGAUGCUGUGGCCCUCUGUGACCUUCAUGUCUCUGGCUCAGCACCUCCAUAUCACAAAUGAGACUGGGGCUCAGAUCACGUGACUUAUGGUCACAUGGACUCCAAGGAUCAACUUCAGGGCCUCAGGUGCUCCAGCCUCUGCUCCCACAGGUAGAUCCCCUUUGCUUCUGAGUCAGCUUGGCCCACCAGAGUCUCCCAUCUUCCUCAGUUUCCCAUGGAAACUCAUCAGAAUAUUCCAUCCACUGGAUAUCUGGGAAACCCAGGCCCUACCUACUUCUAGACAGUUAGGAUCACCAACACAUACUCAACUUGUGAACAAGGAACCAGGCGAAGGACUAGACCUCACCUUCCAUGCCAGAUGGGUUCCUGGAAUGUGAGCAGAUAGGCCUUUUAUGAAUCACCUCGCUUCUCUGCCAUUUUCCUUUGACCAACAUUAUUGAUCAUUUUGAACUGACUCCACUAAGUGGGUCUAUUUUAAAUGCCUACUAUAUGUUUGGAGGCUGGAUGGGAAAUGCCCACUGGCUGUUCCUCUAUUUUUCUUUUUCCUCUCUUUUUGACCACACAGUGCGAUUUGUGGGAUCUUAGUUCCCUGACCAGGGACUGAACCCAGGCCCUUGGCAAUGAAAGUGCAGAGUGCUAACCAUUGGACCUCCAGGGAAUUCCCUGUUCCUCUCUUUCUGCUAAGUUGUUCAUUAUACAAAAAAAAUGACCUGAGGUCCCCGCAGUACCACUUUCUUAGACCACAGCGAUGAACCUGGUUUAAAUCAUAGAUUCCUUUUGUCACAUCAACAAUUACAUCCAAAGUUUGUGCUUUGUGAAUUUCAUGUGGUUUUCUUAAGAUGGCAACUAAUCCUUUUUCAAAUUGGAGGGGUGGCUCAGUGGGAGAGCAGUUGGUUAGGAAGGAGAGAAACCAUGGUUGAGGGGUGGUCUCUAGCAAAGGCAGCAACCUCAUGCUCUGAAGUAAAGGGGCCAGGUGGCUCAGUGAUCACAAACAACAAAGGCUGUAGUCCCCGGCCAGGAAGGGAUGGCCAACGUGGAUGCUAGAGGGCUUAUGACGGGGACAUGGGCAGAACUGGGAGGGAAUGGUGCAGUGGGGUGACGCCAGAGGGGACUGUCACCCAUCCAUCUAAUCACCUUAGCUGCACACCGCAAGCAGGUGUGGGUAGGGAGUUCCAACAGGCUAAAAUUGCCAUAUCUCAAUGAAAUGGAGGAAAUCCUUUAUGCGUGGCUCAGUCCCUAUGAAGACCAUGUCCCCACUGUAGUAUGUUUUCAAAUCGAGUUAAGCCAGCCCCUACAAAGACAGGACAGACUGAACUCUGGGGGCUGGGCUCCAUUAGUGGGAGUCAAGGGCAAAGAUGGCCACAUCAAGGGCCAGCUGAGUGCAUGAAAGACAUGCCACCUCUGCAUUGUGACUCCCUGCAACAUGCCUUAUUGUGACCGCGCUCCCUCACCUGCUGGUAGGUAUCCCAGGUCCCAC
Molecule: messenger RNA, 2754 nt
Organism: Odocoileus virginianus texanus
Lineage: Eukaryota; Metazoa; Chordata; Mammalia; Artiodactyla; Cervidae
Source: RefSeq, a predicted model, not a curated record